This is a messenger RNA of Menidia menidia (Atlantic silverside), 574 nucleotides long. The record is from the annotation of a GenBank genome assembly. NCBI's taxonomy places the organism in Eukaryota, Metazoa, Chordata, Actinopteri, Atheriniformes, Atherinopsidae.
AUGAGCAACAUUCGGAAAGCAGAUGAUCAACACGGCUCUCCUGCUGCCAGCGCUGUGACUCAGGAAGUUGAGGCACGAUUAGAUAUCAGCUUGGGGCCGAAUCCCAAGCAUGCACAAGUUGGGUCUCUGUGUCAGUGUCAGAGUUUCACACCGUGGAGGUCCAGCCUGGAGAAGAUGUCACACUGAUGUGCUCCAAUCUGACCAAAUUUAUUACUCACAUAUUCUGGUUAAAACUGGCCGAAAGAGGAAAUGCUAGUUGCAUCUCACAUUUGACCAGUUCUGACUCCAAUGCUUCACUUUGUGCUGGAUAUAAACAUCGUCAAUUCAAAAUGACCUCCAACACCACAAACCUUUUUCUGAACAUCAAACCAGUGGAUUUCUCCGACUCUGGACUUUAUUUCUGUGGAUUUUACAGAGAUGGACACUCAGUCAUUUUCAGUGCAACGUAUUUACAGGUUCAAGGUAAGAUGUAAAUGCGUUAACAAAUAAACUGAUCAUCAUCCUGGGAAGUGGAAUGAUUUUCCUUGUCAUAGUCAUCAUCUGUCUGGUUGUCAGAAUCAGGAUACUUCAUGCA